AUACUCUCCAAGUUCUGUUGAAGAAAAUACAAUUAUAGAAUCGAUUCCAUAAAACAGAAGAGAGAAGGACAAUUCUCUCUCUAUAGAGAGUGUUGGGGUGGGCAAUGGGCACUGCAAAAGCCCACACCUCCCACACCGAUGCACGGUCUUUUUGCUCUUUGGUUCCACGCGUCCCAAUGCUCAGUACGAAAAUUGACCCUUCGCUUCGAUGUAGAUAUAAUAGAUCUUGCUGCCCAAAUUUUUUGCUAGUUUUCUGUUGUUUUGGCAUGCAAUAAUGCUUUACUUGCACUCCUUUAGGUGUUGUAGUCUUGUACUCAGGAGUUUGGUGAAAAAAGCAGAUGGAAAAUAUAGGUUAGUGUUGUUUUAAGGGUACAAUCAUACAAUCAUCCCUUGGUGAACAUUUGAACACUACUAAGAGUAAAACCUACUUAACUUGCACAGAAUCAGGGAGGGAGGGAGGAGAGUGAGAGACAGGGUUGAGUUAAAGGGUUUUCAAGAGUGUACCCAAGCGUUCAACUCAACUUCAACUCAAGUUCAUCUUCAGAUCUUUAUUGCGUAAAAAAUGUUGAAGAUGGGGUUAAUCUUUAGCUUUUCCUUUUUCUGCUUUCUGGGUCUUACGGGUAAGUAAAUGAAUAAAACUUAAAAACCCAAACUUUUAGACAUUGAAUGCUUCCUUUUCAUGCAAAAUGUGGGUUCUUUUUCUUAUACAUCUUCAUCUUUUGAAAAAUUUUCAUGUUCUUUAUUUGCAGGUGCUGGUCAAGAAUCUAUUGAAUACCUUAAGCUUUAUGACACAACUCCAGAGGUUAUUUAUGCAUUAUCUCACAGUGAUCUUCCUAUAGCAGUUCCAGUGAAUGGCAAUGUCCUCAGGGAGGUUUCUAGCAGUGUUUUGAACGCUGAAAGUUGGCUCAGGCUCCAUGUUCUAGCUCACAUUCCAGUUACCAAGAUCACUACCAUUCUUGUGGGUGACACCAUUCUCUGUCAAAAGAAUCAAGAAGAUAACUUGGGUCUUUUACUACCAUCUCUUGAGAACAUUUAUCACACUCUUACGAGGUGGGGUUUAGAGAAAGAUAUCAGAGUGUCUUCUGUUUUCUCUUCUAGUUGUUUGCACCAAAACUCUGCUCUUUUUGGUGAUGAUUUGGCUCAGAAGAUUAUCAAGUCUCUGUUGGAGUUCCUGCAAAAUACAAACUCUACUUACUCCAUUAGCCCUCCCCCAAAUUUUUCUUUCGCUUUACAUGAAAGUUUAACUUUAUUUUCUUCACCUGAAUUUCAUGAAAAGUUUUGAAUGUUUGAGCUUACAAAGGUCAAUGUGAUAGUCUCUAGUCGACAAGAGAAAAAACUCAUGAGCAGGAAGCUCAGAGUCAUGGAUUCGAAGAUAGUAAAACCUUACCCAGCAAGGCCAGCCCCUUUGCCAGAAAUAGCUCCUUCUUCCUUCCAUUCAUCUAUUGGCUUUUCUGUGCCUGCCAAUGUAGCCAAAAAGCCUCAUCCCCCACAGUACCCCACCACUUCACCACCUCCAAUUUCCAUCCCUGUUGAUUCUCCGCCACCAUUUUCCUUCCCUAUUGCUCCAGAGCUGCCUCCGCCUUUUGUUCCCGCCAGUUCACCUAACGGUUUCUAUUUGCCACCUUGUAAUCCAGCUAAUAAUAGAGCUUCGGCACCAGAGAUGGCGGUGGUGCAAAAGCUGUGGUGUGUGGCUAAGCCUAGUGUUCCUGCUGAGACUCUACAGGAAGCAAUGGACUACGCUUGUGGUGAAGGUGGUGCUGAUUGUGAAGAGAUUAUGCCUCAUGGGAGCUGUUUCUAUCCAGAUACCAUUGUUGCGCAUGCUUCUUAUGCUUUCAAUAGCUACUGGCAGAAGACCAAGAGAAAUGGAGGAACUUGCCAUUUUGGAGGCACUGCAAUGAUUAUCAAUGCCGACCCAAGUAAUUGACAUUAGUAUAGUUUGUUCUCAUUCAAGUUCUUAUCUAUCUUGCCAUGCUUUUAAAUAGAGUUCUUAAUUACAGUAUGCCUUAAUGCUUGUUUCAGGUUUUUUUCAAUGUCGUUUUGUUCUCAGCUAAACGAUGGCGAAUUUGGGUUUGUUUCUGUACAAAGUAGGAUCUGUGGGGCCUGAUUGCAAGGUUAAUUUGUCUGCUUUUUCCCUUUAUUCUAAGUGAUUAGAAAAGUAGAAUGAGUGUAGCAAGUGGGACUUAAGAAUUUUGUUUCUUUGUAACUAUUAAUGGGGCAUCCUAUGCACAAAUUUGCAAAAGACUUUUUUUUUACUCCUGUUCUAUAUAUAUAAUGCGCUUUUGCUUUAAUCAUGAAUGUAUAGCUUUCUUUGAUCUCUUCACUUCUGUUCAUAUCUCUUUGCUGGAUUUUCUCGAGAAAGUAGUUGCCCUGGUGUUUUUCCAUUUCCUACUAGGAAUGCAUGUUUGAAAGGCUUCCAACUUCCAAAUUUACUCAACCAAAAUCAAUAUGUUCAUCAAGAUGCCUAAAUGUUGAGUGAUGUUCACUAAUUUAUGUUGACCAUCAAGUAACUAAUCUGUCAUUUACAUGAUUCAAGAGAUAAUUCUUGAAAUUCCUCUAUGGCUAUAACAAUGUUCUGUCCUGAUAAUAUUUCUUCAUUCAUUAAAGCUUAUUUGAGUCUUCAUAAUGAAACAAGA
Messenger RNA from Durio zibethinus, 2633 nucleotides. The record is from RefSeq and is a predicted model, not a curated record. Lineage: Eukaryota; Viridiplantae; Streptophyta; Magnoliopsida; Malvales; Malvaceae.